AUGCACCUCUCCCAACUGCUGGCCUGCGCCCUGCUGCUCGCCCUACUCUCGCUCUGGCAAUCCGAAGCCAAGCCCGGUGUGCCAUCGAAGGGCCCGCGAACCCCGCUAGGGGAGGUGGCAGCCGCGUCCCAGGCUGAGAGCGGCGGUCAGAGGAAGCGCGGUGCCGUCAGCUUCAGGGGCAGCCGGUUCCAGGACACCAAGACUCGUUGGACCCGCCUUCGCAGAAAAUACCCCAGUUCGGGCAAUAACUGCUUCGGCCAUAAGCUGGACCGGAUCGGCGCCCAUAGUGGCUUGGGAUGUUAG
Messenger RNA from Myotis brandtii (Brandt's bat), 303 nucleotides. It is a transcript of the gene NPPC, whose product is annotated as natriuretic peptide C. Gene Ontology annotation, biological process: receptor guanylyl cyclase signaling pathway; cGMP biosynthetic process. The coding region runs from base 1 to 303 and encodes 100 amino acids. The record is from RefSeq and is a predicted model, not a curated record. Gene Ontology annotation, cellular component: extracellular region. The transcript is spliced from 2 exons. Gene Ontology annotation, molecular function: hormone activity; hormone receptor binding. Lineage: Eukaryota; Metazoa; Chordata; Mammalia; Chiroptera; Vespertilionidae.